Myotis daubentonii (Daubenton's bat) is the source of this 9119-nucleotide messenger RNA. RefSeq names its product polycystin 1 like 1, transient receptor potential channel interacting (gene PKD1L1). Gene Ontology annotation, biological process: calcium ion transport. Gene Ontology annotation, cellular component: plasma membrane. Gene Ontology annotation, molecular function: protein binding; monoatomic cation channel activity. The transcript is spliced from 52 exons. Lineage: Eukaryota; Metazoa; Chordata; Mammalia; Chiroptera; Vespertilionidae. Bases 1 to 8577 code for a protein of 2858 amino acids. The record is from RefSeq and is a predicted model, not a curated record.
AUGUGCGCUGUUGGGGAAUUGGACGGUGCCUUCUGUGAGCUGGUCCAGUGCGCCUGUCCCGCGGGGCCCUGCAGCCUGAAGGUGGAGGUCCCCUCCUGUGCUGUGGGGCUACUGCGCUCUGCAGAGGACCUGGCCCCCGAGCUGCUUCCCAGGACAGAUGUCACCACGGGGGUCCCCAUCCAGUGUGUCACUGUCCUGAGAUCUGAGGUUGUGCCCUCUCCCCACAGCCCCCACGGCCUUCCUCCCGGCCCUCCCUGCACCAUCAGCCUCUCCACGCUCCGGCCUGGGAACCAGCAGCUCUGGCCCUACGCUCAGUGUCCCGCUGCUGCCUUCCCAGCCCUGGGCCCUGAGGACGCUGCGGAUCCUGUCGCCCCUCGCUUCCCAGAAGCUGAUGCUCAGGCACUUCCGAGUCUGCGGUUCCGGGUUCAAAUCACUCCUGAAGCUGAUAGGUGUCUGGUGAUGGACUUCGGGGAUGGUUCUGGGGUUCAGAUGAGGACCCACCGUGCUACUGGGGACGUGGCUGUCACCACCUUCCACCGGUACAGGAGAGAAGGUGUCUACGCGCUCCAGACGGUCCUUUACAGCGAGUCUCACGGAGCUGAGGUGCGACUUGGACCUUACUACGUGGAACUGGGCCCCGAGGCCACAUCUGUGUUCCUGAAUGCCAGCAGUGGCCUCAGGGGCCCCAUGUGUGCCUUCGGGCGCUCCCCCACGGAUCUGAGAAGCACCACCGUUUCCCACCAUUUUCCACCCACUUCCUCCUGUAACGUGUCCUUCGCCUUGCAGACCCACGUGGGGGGCAGGCGGGCCUGGUCCAGCAUGGCCGUGCGAUAUCGGAUGCAGCCCGUCUCUGUCUACACCAAUGGAACUGUGUUUGCCACUGACACCGACAUCACUUUUGUGGCCGUUACCAAGGAAACCACUCCCCUGGAGUUCACGUGGUUCUUCGGAGCAGACCUGCCCGUGAGGACCAGGCGCAGUAGCAUCCAGAGAAGGCUCGGUGUCCCCCAGUGGUACCACGUGGUGGUGCAGGCUUCCAAUGGAAUGGGCAGUGUGGCCUCGGAGCCCCGCCGUGUCCAGGUGCAGAGGAGAGUGGUGGCCAGCGGACUCGUGGCCGCGGACUCGGCUCUGGUGAACACUCCCGUGACCUUCCAGUGCAGAGUCAGCUUCGGCACCGACGUGGCUUACCGCUGGGACUUUGGGGACGGCACUGGUGGCCUGGGGAAUAGCUCUGCCAGCCACGUCUACAGCAGGGAAGGAGAGUUCACGGUUGAGGUCGUCGCCUUCAAUGCCGUCAGCACCGUCUCCCUGAGGAAGCGCCUUUUCGUCGUGCGCAGGCCCUGCCAGCCGCCCCCUGUGAAGAACAUGGGGCCGGGGCAGGUGCAGGUGUGGCGGUCCCAGCCUGUGACCCUGGGAGUGACCUUCGAAGCCGCCAUUCUCUGUGACAUCUCCCAAGGCCUCUCCUACAGCUGGAGCCUCACCAACUCCGCGGGGUCGCCGGUGCCCCUGCCUCCUGCCAUCAGCACCCACAGGCAGACCUUCACUGUCCCCCACUACUUCCUGGAACCCGGGAACUACACUGCGCUGGCCCAGGUGCAGGUGCGAGGCAGUCCCGUGCACAGCAACUAUUGCGUGGGAGUGGAGGUGCGUGCCCGGGCACCUGUCAGCGUGAUCUCUGAGGGCACACACCUGUUCGUCCCCAGGACCCCCUUGUCUACCAUGGUCCUCAGGGGGUCCCUGUCCUAUGACCCCGACAGGCCCGGGGCCACUCUCAGGUAUCACUGGGCGUGCACCCCAGCCAGUGCCCCCGGCCGCCCCUGCUUCGCUGGGCCCUCUGCACGCAGCCCGGAUGCCGGGGCACCCACCCUGUCCUUCACAGCGGACUCUCUCAGCAGUGGCUACGACCAGUUUCUUGUGACAUUGACGGUGUCCAGCCAUGGCCGGAACUCUUCCGAGGCGCAGGUGUUCCUGUCCACCCUCCCUGACGUGGCGCUCAGGCGCGUGCACAUCUCCUGGGAGAGGUUCCGAGGCAUCCCUGUGAACUGGAACGAGGAGCUUUCGCUGCGGGCGGCUUGUGAAGACUGCGGGGAGGCGGCCCUCUCUUACUCCUGGGACCUCUUUUUGGUCAACGCGACAGGAAGGGACAGAGAGGAAGUUCCCUUUUGCAGAACCGUGGGGCUGCUGGGCUCCUCAGGAUUGGGGUCUGUGUCGAAGCUUCCCGAGUCCUACCCACGGUCCCCGAGGCCACGCCGGGCAGAGCCCCACGCCACGCCUAUGCCGUUCACACGGGAGCCACGGCCCUGGACCCUGGACCGGGCUGACCUCUCAGCCACGGGGAGAGCCUCCGUGGAGUCCACGGUCCCCGCACCCCAAGUUCCCGCUGCUGGUGACCCUGUGGCCCCAGAAGGGGAUCCCUGGGACGAGGGGUCCCUGGGGAGCCCAACCCCCCACCCCCCUGGUAAGUGCUGUCCCCUCACUGGUACCUGCCCUCGCCCUGGGGGUGCCCUCCGGGCCUGGUGUUCGUCUCUGAUGGGCCUAGGAGAGUCGACUGAGCUAGGCUCUGCCCACACCACCUCCUCAUCCUUCCUCCCCAAUGACCAUGGGUGCCCGGUGUCCCCGCUUUCAGGUGGGACAGGAGCUAGUUCGGUGCCUAGAAGCGUGGCCACUCAGGGUCAUGGUCCUGUGCCCUGGCAAAGGCCUGCACCCCAGAGUCCCAGCGUUGGGGUUGUUGCCCUACUCGUUGGGGGAGCAGGGACAGCGACUGCCUCCCCACUGUCCCAUGUACUGGGCGUGGCCUCUGGGGGUUUUGUGCCUGCAGAGCAGGGCUGGGGCCCUGAGGUGGCCCAGGGCGACGUGUGUGCUCCCUCGGGGUCCUGUGUGUUUCAGGGGAGCCUGGUUUACGGGAAACGCUCUCAUUCUGUCCUUCACGCAGACUUUGAGGCCUAUUACAGUGACAUCCAAGAAGCGGAGCCCUCGAGAGGACGGCAGCCGGCUGCCUGGACCAGCAUGCACCUCUCAGCGUCGGGACCCAGUGCCAGUGAGGACGGGAGCCGUGGGGAUGGGGACAACCUGGUGGGCCCCUUCCUCCCGACAGCCAGUGCUCGGCCUGCACUCCUGGUCGACUGGCCCAAGUCCCCCGUGAGCCGAGCCGUUUUUCAGGGCUACACCGCGUCCGGGAUCACGGGACAGACGGUGACAGUGAAGCCGCACUCACUGCGCCCUGGAGAGACAUACGUCCUGCAAGCAGCGGUGGCUUCGGGGUACAGCUUUCUAGGGAAGGCUCAGCUGUAUGUGACCGUCAACCAGGCUCCGCGGGAUGUGGCCUGCCAGGUGCAGCCCCACCGCGGCCUCGAGGCAGACACCGUCUUCAGCGUCUUCUGCACGUCGGGGAGACCGGACUUCCGCUAUGAGUUUGGUUACCAGAUAGGAAACGCCUCCAAGUGCACCCUGUACCGUGGGACAGACGCCCAGCACUACUUUGCACUACCAGCUGGGGAGCCUGUGGACGGUUAUCAAGUCCUGGUGUCCACUGUGAUCACCGAUGGUGACGGCUCCCAGACGCAGCCCUGUGCCGUGGCGGUGACUGUGCUGCCCCGUCUCCAUGGGGACCGCUGCCCCGGCGAGGAUGUGUACAAUGCUAGCCUGAGGAACCUCUCCACCCUCCAACAGAUGGGCAGUGACACGGAAGUCAGGAACUAUGUCGCCGUGACCACCGGGGUCCUGAGUCGCUGGGCUAGGGAGGGCGGGAGCCCCUCCUGUGGCCAGUGGUCCCGAAUCCAGGACGCGUUCAUUUCUUCAAUCUGCAGAUUAGCUCCCCAGGACCAGGAGGAAGCGACCGACUCUGUCCUCCUGCUGAGGGACCUGCUGCGCUUCCCCAACAAGAUGAGCCUCGCAAGCGCUCUUCUCAUCCUCGACUGCGCGCACACGCUGCUGGCCCCCGGCCGGCCCCCCGCAGGCUGCGCGGUGGAGGCGGGCCAGGUGCGGGAGCUCAUCCUUCUCGUGUCCGGGGUCCUGGAGGCCAGCGACCACGGUCACUCAAGGAGCUCUGGCCGCCUGCUGGAGGAAGGUGCUCAGGUCAUCGCAGACGUGCUGCUGACGGCACCUCCUGCGCUGCCUGCUCUGCGCCCACGGCGCUGUGCUCGUGGCCCUGGCAGCCCCGCAUGUAGUAGUCAAGGUCUUGGCUCCCUGGGGCUGAGGAGCCCACGGAGCCAGCUGUGGGCACAAGUGGGUGGAGCGUCUCAGGAAGACGCACCGACACAAAAGCAGCUCGCAUCCCGGGCACAGGGCUGCCCCGUCCUGGGGUCCAGUCCUGGCUCAGGCCUUUCCAGGGGUUUCCGCCUCUUGGGUCUGAUCCGGAAGGUGGUCCCGCCCGUCAGUAUCGGACCUGUGCUGUUCCAGAGCUGCCUGUCCUCACGCAGCGAGCACCGGGUCCACGUGAGCGCCGGGCAGACGGAGGUCCAGGCGCAGCUUCAUCGCCACCCUCAGAGCUCCGUGCAGAGCCUGGGCCCCGUCCAGGUGCGCCUCCCUGCAGACUUGGCCAGGUGGGAGCCCAGCCCGUGCUACGCGAGCCAGCUCCUGCUCUUCAGGAGGAGCCCCUUUCUGCAGGGACGCGCUCCCGGCCAGGUUGGUGCUCUGCUGGCCCUGUCCCUGCACCGCUGCUCCAGCCGAAGGCCCCUGCACAGGCCACGGCUGAGGACGCCCGUGACCGCGGAGUUCGGGGAGGAAGAUGGCCCGGGUGACAGGAGAAAUGAAACGACGUUUGUGCUGCUUCGGGAUAGAGUGAACGUCCACCACUUCGCUGGGCUGUCUGCAGCCAGCCCGGAGGCCCUGCAGAUCCGAGUGGAGUUCUCCCAGCCGGCCGCCAGGGCGUUCCCCGUCAUGUUGCUGGUGAGGUUCUCCGAGAAGCCGACUCCUGCCAACUUCCUGCUGAGGCAGCUGCACCUGUGGGAGGGGCUCACGGCGCACGUCUCCGUGCCGGCGGCUGUGCUGGAAGGCCACACCCAGGGGUACCUGUCCCUGUUGGAUGCGGACUACGACAGGGAAUCUCCCAACAGGUACUUGGCCGAGACCGUGAGCUACGUGGUGCGUUUCCAGGGGGUCCACUGCCUGCUCUGGGACCCGCGGCGGGAGCCUGAGAGUCUCCCCCCACAGCCGGCAGCUCCCCCGGGGAAGGUGAACUGCAGCUACAACCUCCUCGCCGCCUACUCCAUCGCAAGGAGAAGCCUGAACGCCAGCUUUGAAUCCAGGGACAUUGCCCAGUUCCGGGGACGCCCGGAAAACCUGCUCCCCAGUAUUUUUAUUGUGGCCAUUACAAUUCUUUAUGCCCUUUUGGUCACUAAAAGCAAACGUAUGGAUCGUCGUGAGAAAAAGAAAACGGGUUACAUUUUCCUGCAAGACAGUGCCCCGCCCAGUCACCAGCUGUACGCGGUUGUCGUGGACACGGGCUUCCGGGCUCCGGCCCGCUUCACUGCAAAGGUCUACAUCGUUUUAUGUGGUGAAGAUGGACUUUCAGAGCCCAGAGAGCUCUGCUGCCCAGAGAAGCCGCUGUUUGAACGGAACUCCAGACACACCUUCGUCCUCAGCACUCCGGCUGCGCUGGGCCCGCUCCGGAAGGUCCGCCUGUGGCACGACAGCAGCGGGGCCUGUCCCGCCUGGUACGUCAGCCACGUGAUGGUGAAGGAGCUGCGCCAGGGACGGGGGCGCUGGUUCUUCCCCGCCGAGUGCUGGCUGGCCGCGGGCAGGCGGGACGGCCGCGUGGAGCGGGAGCUGGCCUGUCUGCGCGGGGGCCUCGGCUUCCGGAAGCUCCUGUUCUCCAGGUUCACGGAGCAGCUGGAGGACCUCCACGUGUGGGCCUCGGUGCACAGCCGGCCGGCAGGCCGGGGCCUCCUGCACACGCCGCGCCUCAGCGUGGCCUUCGCCCUGCUGUGCGCCUACGCCUGCCUGGCGGCCCUGGUCACCACCGCAGGACACGGGCAGCUCCCGCCAAGUGUCGGCCCGGCCGGCGUCCCCCUCGGGUCCUUCUGGACGGGCUUCCUGUGCACCCUCCUGGCUUCUCCGGGGGCACAGCUCUUGUCACUGCUCUUCAGGCUCAGCCAGCGAAGCGCACCGGCCGUUCUCUGUGGGGGAGCCCAGGCCCAGAGCGCAGCCAGCGGCGAUGGGGCCACCCAGCCGCCCCCUGAGCUGGAGGCCUGCGGGGCUGAGCUUGGCCAGUGGGCUCUGGGGGAGAAGAGAGACUGCAUUCCCGGUUUACAAGCCCCCAACCGUGCGUUCGAAGGACACGUCACAACCCCGUGGCCAAGGGCGCCGCGGCCGUGGUUGCGCUCUGCAGCGUGGGCCAUUUGCGGGAUGGUCUCUGUGGCCUGUGGCGUGGGGACGGUGUUUCUAGGAUACAGGUUCGGCCCCACGCAGUGCGGGCAGUGGCUGUGCCUGCUGACCAUCUCCGUGACCUGCUGUGUCUUCGUCACCCAGCCCCUUAUGGUGGGCCUGGUGGCUCUGGGCUUCGCUUGGAAAAGGAGAGACGACGAGAGCUUCUUCACUGAGUCUUUACAGGAGGCCACCGAGGGCCUGGGCACAGGCCUGGCGGGGCUCUCCUGCACCCACGUACCCCACGCGCCCUGCUGCAGCCGUCCCCGCGGCCCAGGCGUGGUUGAGAGACUGGAUGUGACCGAGACUGUGUCGGGGCCCUACCAGCGUGGCCAUGGCCACGGGACAGAAUUAGGCCUCACCCCCUUGCUCUGCAGCCCCAGGCCCACGGCCCUCUCUUCCCCACAGGUCUUGGCUGGGCAACAGCGAGCUCGUCGCCUGCGCAGGGCACAUCCACCGUCCACAGCGUGGCUCAGGGCCACGCGGGAGAGGAUGCGGAGACAGACGCGCACCCAGGCAGUGCUGAGGGACACCUGCAUGUCUGUCCUCAUGCUGCUCCUACACCUGCUUAUAACCCACGCGACUUCCCCCCGGGAUGAACACUCUCUCAGCCACGCCAUCCGGAACACCUUCGCCAGAGGUGCCAGGAGCUCCUCCGGCAGCCUAAGCAGCGUGGAUGCCUGGUGGGACUGGAGCCUGACCACACUGCUGGAUGGUGUGUACCCGGUCGGCGUGCCUGGCGCUCAGCCUGGAGCUCUCGGGGGAACAUGCUACCUCAUAGGGCCGGCAGUCCUUAAGCAAAUAAAACUUUCUCCUGGCCCUUCAUGUGAGCUUCCCAGGCCUCUCUCCGUGCUCCCCGAAGACUCUCUACCUACGUGUCACCCCAAAGUUAGAGGCUCUGAAACCCCCUCUGUGACCAACGCAGAGACCCAAAGAGUGGCCCCAAGUGACCCCACAGCCUGCAGGGAGCACUGUGAGCUCAGCCUGGGCAGGACAAGGCCCGCAGCCCGCGCCGUGCUGACUGGCCUCAGGUCUCGCCGCUGGGUGGAUCACCACACCAGGGCCGUGUCCGUGCACUUCGUCCUCUACAACCCCCCCACCCGCCUCUUCUCCCGCGUGUCCCUGCGUGCGGCGCUGCUCCCGGCCGGGGGCCUCGCCCUUUCCCCCCUCGUGGAGUCGGUCACCGUCGUCCACAGUGACCCAGCCCCACGGUACCACCUGCUGCUUCCCCAGCUGGCCUUCCUGGCGCUCACCCUGACCCACCUGUGUCUCCAGCUCUUCCGCGUGGCCGAGGAGGGCGUCCGUGGCUACUGGAAAAAACCCGGGGCCUGGCUGGAGCUGCCCCUCGCCGGGGCCGGCCUGGCCUGGUACGCAGCCUCCGGCCACCUGCUCUCUCUGGCCGGGGAGGUGACCGACCAGUUGCACAUGGGGCUCCUGCGGGGCUCUGUGGACCUCAGUCCCAUGGCGUCAUGGAAUCAGAGGGCGAGGUGGCUCCAGGGAACCCUGUCGUUCCUCCUGACUCUGAAAUGCCUCCGUCUGCUCGGCUCUCACAGCGCAGUGGCGUCCUGCAUCUUCGCCACACGCCGCUCCCUCGCGGGCGUCCUCGCACCAGGGCUGGCGGGGGUCCUGGUGCUGGCCGCCCACGCCCACCUGCGUGGGAUUCUGCUCCUUACCGUGGCUCCUCCAUCGGGCACCUUCGCAGACGCCUCCCACCGUUUUCCAGGAAGCAGCCAAAGAGACACGUUCCCGGGCCUCUCCAAGGUGGAGGGGCGGGCCACGGCUGGGCUCUGCACAGCCCUCCUGGCAGCAGUGACCGCUCUGUGGAUGGGAAUGCUCAGAGGUUCCCUCAUGGCUUUUGUUCCCAAACGAAAAUCUUUUCAAAGCCAAUCUCUUGUGAGACUUGCAGACGUGAUGGCCUACGUGUGGGGGGCGGCCUGCUCUGCGCUGGGGCUGGAGAGGCGGCCGCCGGAGGAGGCUGAGCCAGCCACGCACCACAACCCCUCCCUGGAUGAGUUUGCAGACCUGCUGGAUGAGCUGCUGCUGAAGAUCGACAGUCUGUCCGCCCGCCUCCCCCUCCCUCUCCCAGCGCAGCCGCCCCGGGACGCGCCACAGGCUGGGGCCAGGGCAGAAGGCAGCCCCUCGCUGGGGGCUUCUGAUGACCAGGCUGCGGGGCCCUCAGGCAUCGAGAAACCGCUGCGGCCUGGGCUGUGCUGAGGUGCUUACAACACGGGUCUCCUUCACGCACGAGGAACGCCAGGCCCCCAGAGGUGCCACUGGGCCAGCUCCCACGCGCAGUGAGAAGCCACGUGGAACCAGGUUUACGUGUCAGACUUGUCCAUCCGGGUUGGAGGCGGGUGGGACCCACUCGGCUCUUUCCCGGCUCCUCUGCCAGGCGCCCUGGAGCUGCGAGUGGGAGGCUCGUUUGUACAUCCGCCUAACUGACUCUCUCGGUAUCAAAGGCUAAAAUCUUAUUUGGCGGAAUUUCUAUUCUGUCUAUUGAGUCUGAUCGUGCAAGUUAUCUCAGAAAUCAAAUAAAUGCAACGAAACGGGCCAGGAUGGAAGUCAGAUCGUUAAAUGAGAUUUUGAAAUGAAGUCCUCGUUUUGUAAAGUUAACAAUUGAAUCCUGCAGAUUAAUAGCUCUCAUUUUUCCUGAUUCCCUGAUUCCACAUGAAAUGGUUAUGCAGACGAACACUUCGAGUUUGGCUGGGCUGAUGUUUGAAACUUUAAAGACCUGCAGGCUCGGAUCAGAAUUUGCU